UCAGCGAGAAAUGAAGUAGAAAUACUUUGCCAUUUGUCUCCAAAAAACUGCGCUUCAUUAUAUUAUCUACGCAUCGUCCGCUAUUGCAAAACUCUUUGCUUGCUAUUAGUAAAAAGAAAUGGCGGAUCAACAGUUCGGUGUUUCAAGAGAAAAUCGUGAGUUAAUUGAAGCGGCAGCAAAAAGAAGGGCCUUAUUACGCCAAGAGUAUAUUAAAUUAACAACGAACCCACAUCGGCAUGCAACAGGAGAAGGAGGAGUACUGCUGGAUACAGGAGUGCAAAGAUUUAUGGCCAUGCGUGCUACGCAAUAUGAACAUUUUCGCCCAACACCAAAGUCUUCAUUCUAUGGCCUUGCAUUGGUUGCAGCACCUAUGGCACUGUUCAUAUGGUUUAUAAAGAAUAAGAGGGAUGAACAAGAACACAAACUUCGUACUGGACAGGUUGCCUAUAGGGACAGACGCUUCAAAUUCCAGUAACUACAAGCAAUUUCCUCAACUGUAAAUAAUUCUUAGUAUUUAUGUCUCUUUGUUUGUCUGUUGAAACACAUUGUAAUGCAGAUACAGAAAUAAAUAUUCUUCAUAGCUAAAA
This is a messenger RNA of Schistocerca serialis cubense, 587 nucleotides long. RefSeq lists its product as uncharacterized. The record is from RefSeq and is a predicted model, not a curated record. Gene Ontology annotation, cellular component: mitochondrion. NCBI's taxonomy places the organism in Eukaryota, Metazoa, Arthropoda, Insecta, Orthoptera, Acrididae. Bases 119 to 475 code for a protein of 118 amino acids. The transcript is spliced from 3 exons.